GAUCUUGACCAUCCCUAGCUUGAAAUUUAGCGUCCUAUUGCAUGCAAGUCGAAAUAGAUAAAAAAAAAAUAACAGAACAUUCAUGUUUUCCAAGAGAAAAACUUGAUUGUGGCCAUAUAGAAGUAAAACGGACAGCGACGGUGUCGCAGAAGUCGAGAGCGCCGUGGAUCCGGAAAUAUACUCAUCGGACAGCACGGAAUCCGAACAUUCUGCUGCGAGAAGGCGGAAUUCAGACAUUCUGUUGCAAGGAAUGGAUCCGGAAGCUUAUGACGAUGAGACCUCUACAAAUGAUAGCUCUACAGAUGAUGAGGCAAUCCUCAAUCCAGUUGAAGGUCAUCAGCCGGCGGUUGAGAUUGAUGUACAACGUGACGAGCCUGGUGAGAACGCGGAGCCCGAGCAACCGACAGUUCCGCCUCUAAUUCUAGUAGAUCCUCCGCAUAUGCCCAGUCCCCCGAGAAAUUCCCGCCGCAACCAAGGUGAAGAGCAGGAGGUGAUCUCAUUGGAAACGCCAUCACCGCCCAAGAAACGUAAACGUAUCUCCGCUGCUGCUGAUAAAAGCCUUAAAGAGUCGCCCGAGGGCAAACCGAUAGUUGCAGAUGACGAGGACGAUGGCCUGACCUGUCCCAUUUGUCUUGAUUCCUGGGAGAUGAGUGGAGAGCAUCGACUGGUCUCGCUGCGAUGUGGUCACCUCUUUGGAGAAAGUUGCAUUCGGCGAUGGUUAAACGAAAGUCAACGCCAAUCUUCUGUAAAGGUGUGCCCGCAGUGCAAGACGAAGGCCACAUUUAGAGAUAUCCGUCAUCUGUAUGCGAAGCGCAUUCAGAUGCUGGACACGGAUAUUAAGGAGCAGUUGGAGGCGGAGCGGCGGCGUACCCAUACUCUAACAACAGAGCUGGCUACCGCGAAGCUGGCUCACACGCUAGCCAACGAGAAGCUGAUUCUGCUGCAGAAGGACUACGCACGGCUUAAGGAGAUGGUGAGGGCAGGUGGUGGGCGUGGAGCCUUCGGAGGCGAUGCAUCCGGCCAGAAGAGCAUUCAACAAUUGCCUACAUACCGAUUGUACAUGGAGAAGAACUUCGAGAUAACUCGAGAACCCGGGUGCCGUGUAUUGCUCUAUUCCGCCAAGCACUCCAUGCUGGUGGCAUCGCAAAAGAGUGCCCAAAACCUGUUUCCCGGCUACGGCGUACGCUUCAUUGAUCCGCCUACCUUCAAGCCCCUGCACUUCCUGCACACCUCGGCACUUCUAAUCCGGGACAUUGCAUUUAGCGACUCACAGAACUUGCUCACUGUGGCAAGUCGAGAACAAAAGAUCAAGAUAUUCGACAUUAGAACACGGCUUUGCUCGUCUAUGUUUACCGCUCAUGAUAAGAUGCUGUGGUCCUGCGCCCUGGAUCGCAACGAGCGGGAACACUUUCUAUACGGCGGAGAUCUGCGAGGUGGAGUUUAUAUCUACGAUUUGCGUUUUCCCGAGAACAUUCUCUGCGAGUUCCAAGCCGAAGUGAACCUAAGUCCUGUGAUACACAUAGCUCCUGUGCAACCAAAUAAGAUUUUUACUAGCGGUGGCUUCCUGGUCUGCCAACUGACGGCCCUUACAUUCUACGAGUACGCUGCGGCCAGUGAUACGGCUGUGCCCACUCGGCUAAAUGUGGAGGGACCCUUUCUGUCCAUGCAAUACGAUGCCGUGCAGGACACGGUGCUCAUAUCGGCCCGAUCCAAUCCGAAUUACCCCCAGUCUCGCUUCAUACUUGGUCGAAUGGACAAGAUUGACGGAACGCCGGUGCUGAAGGUCAAGGCCACCAUAUAUGGAUCGAAGGCCACACCGGUUAUGACGCGACCGACCCAACUGGGCGUCGAGGAUAAUACCUUAGUGGUUGGCUAUCUCCAGGACAAUAAGCAGCUGAUGAUGCAUGAUGUGCGGCGGGAGGAGCGAGUGCAAACAAUGCCGGUCAACGAGGUGGUCUACGACAUCUGCCCGGUGGCUACCCAGGCCGGAUCCUAUUUGGCCGCCCUCACCGACAAUAAGUGUCGAGUUUACAAAGUGAACAGUUCCAUGCGAUGAUAUAUGUAUGUCUGCAUUAGUUUUCCGUGAAAAUACCAAAAAAAAUUUCUUUUAGCUAAUUAAUUUCUGUGAAAUAUGUGACUACUGAUAUAAACGAGCUUUUAAGCUAAGUUAUUAGUUAUAAAUUUUUCAUUAUUUCCGUUUAUUAAACAUUUGUCAACCUUAAGGUUCGCGUACAAGAUUAAUCUGAACAUAAUUCUAUAUAUAUUCUUGUUUUUGAUUCUUGAUUUCAAAUUUUGACUGCUCAAAGUCUGUUGUGGAUAAGUCUUGUAUAAAACAAUAGAAAAUGUUGGUUCGAUUAAUAAUAUACAUAUAAAGCUAUACAAAAAUGUGUUAUCCAUACAAUAUCCGAUUUAUAUAUGUAAAUGCGUAAUUAUAGAUACUCCUAAAUGAAAUGUGGAAAUGAACGAAUGUUUAAAUAGAUGUGUAAAUUCAUUCCUGACAGUCUCGAAAUGUUUGCAACACUUCAAACUUUCGGAAAAGUCCUUCGAUCCUAAACUUGCAACGAGUCUGGCAUUUCCAAGCCCAAGUAAAUGUUUAUGAAUUCGGUUUGAUUCUCUCGAGUCUUGAGUUUUGUAAAAUUCUAUCAAAAAAUGUUCGUCGUUGGUCGUUUUGCGGGUUUUUUGUUUUUUUGGUAAAUCAAAAACCUCUGUGGCAUUUACUCCUAUAAAGUUGUAUAUGGUUUGUAGUAUAGUAUAUAGAUUAGUGUGUUGGAUAGUUGAAAGACGCAGAUCUAUACUUUUUAAGUAUAAUUUUGUAUAUUUUGUGAUGUUUUAUUUGUGUUUUUGCUGUUUGUGUCUGUGUGUUUUUGUGUUCGUUAAUGUUAAGAUUAGAGAAUACGUACUCGUAUGAAUAAACGUAUGGAGUCAGCAUAA
Messenger RNA from Drosophila sechellia, 2931 nucleotides. RefSeq names its product mutagen-sensitive 302 (gene mus302). The transcript is spliced from 2 exons. The record is from RefSeq and is a predicted model, not a curated record. Bases 251 to 2056 code for a protein of 601 amino acids. Gene Ontology annotation, biological process: interstrand cross-link repair; protein ubiquitination. NCBI's taxonomy places the organism in Eukaryota, Metazoa, Arthropoda, Insecta, Diptera, Drosophilidae. Gene Ontology annotation, cellular component: nucleus. Gene Ontology annotation, molecular function: ubiquitin-protein transferase activity; protein binding.